AUGUCUUCACCUCAGGAAGAACAGAAUAGUGAAAUUGAGGUGCUAGCCUCUAUCUACGAGGGCAGUUUUCGUCAACUUUCUCCUAAUCCACCUCAUCACUUCGAGAUUGACGUCAAAGGACAUGCUACGGAUAAUCCGGAAACUGCGGUUACAUGUACGCUCUUUUUCAAAUAUUCCCCCAAAUACCCGUUGGAAGCUCCUCUUUUUGAGAUCCGUCGUCCAAUAGGACUGUCAGAUGAUCAAAACUUCGAACUUGUUAUACUUAUUUCCGACGUCAUUCAGCGGUCAAUUGGCACGGUGAUGAUCUUUGACAUUGUCUCAGAGGUUCAGCAGAAGUUGGAUGAAUUCUCAGAUGAAGCUAUCAAUCAGGUAAAGGCGCAAAAGGAGAAGAAUGCACGCCUAAAGUCUCUGGCUGAAGCUGAGGCAGAAAAGCGAGUAUUUUCGGGUACCCGUGUGACCGUGGAAUCAUUUAACAAUUGGAAUCGAAAUUUUAUGGCAGAAAUGAAAGCAAAGAAAGAGGCCGAAGAAGAGAAGAACAAGAAGCUACCUGGCGGUCAGACUGCUGUCUCUGUGAAACGGCUAACUGGCCGUGAAAUGUUCCUCCGUGAUAACCAGUUUGAUGAUUCAGAUCUGACAUUCCUGGCACAGGAAGGAGGCGAGAUUGUCGAGGUUGACGAGAAGCUCUUUGUUGAUAUUGGUGAUAUUGAUCUUGAUGAUCUGGAGGACGAUGAGUUGGAAGCCAAAGACCAACCCGCUGCUGCCACUACCUAG
Messenger RNA from Mesocestoides corti, 771 nucleotides. Lineage: Eukaryota; Metazoa; Platyhelminthes; Cestoda; Cyclophyllidea; Mesocestoididae. The record is from the annotation of a GenBank genome assembly.